This is a messenger RNA of Dermacentor albipictus, 3108 nucleotides long. RefSeq names its product eukaryotic translation initiation factor 3 subunit c (gene eIF3c). Gene Ontology annotation, molecular function: translation initiation factor binding; translation initiation factor activity; RNA binding. Gene Ontology annotation, cellular component: eukaryotic translation initiation factor 3 complex. The record is from RefSeq and is a predicted model, not a curated record. Lineage: Eukaryota; Metazoa; Arthropoda; Arachnida; Ixodida; Ixodidae. Gene Ontology annotation, biological process: translational initiation.
AUUGUCUAGGCUAGCAACAUUGAGAAAGCAACUUUUGCUAUUUAGGUAUUUAUUUUGUUUCGCUGCUUUCAGUCUCUCACUUGUGCCUCUGUCGUCGUGUUUUACGUGUGUUAAGCCUGUCUUGGAGUUUGUGACCCUUCUUGCGAGUGCGAAAGUAACCGCCCGACAUGAGUAGAUUCUUCGCCACCGGAUCGGACUCGGAGUCCGAAUCUGAGUCAUCGGAGGAGGAGCAGAUUCCGCAGAAGGCAACAGCCAUCACAUCGGCCUAUGCCUUCAGUGAUGACGAGGAGGAAGCCAAGCGUGUUGUACGCAGCACGCGAGAAAAAAGAUUUGAGGAACUGACAGACAUCAUUAAACAGAUCAAGAACCACAAAAAGAUCAAGGACAUGAGCAAACUUUUAACAAGUUUUGAAAACUUAACAAGGGCCUUUCAGAAAGCCAAGGUGGUUAUUGAUAAGGAAGAGGGUGGCAACAUUCCAAAAUUUUUCAUCCGGAGCCUUGUUGAGCUGGAAGACUUUGUGACUGAGUGCUGGGAGGACCGUGAUGGACGUAAGAACAUGUCCAAAAACAACUCAAAGUCGCUUGCCACCUUGCGGCAGAAGCUGCGCAAGUACAACAAGGACCACGAGGCCGACAUUGCCAAAUAUCGCGAGAAUCCAGAAGAAGAAGAUGAAGACCGGGAUGAUGAUGAAGAUAAGGAUUCCGACGCCGACGAUGAGAUGAGCUUUAAGAAGAAGGUGUCCUCCAAAGCUGAUAAAGACGACGCCAAGGCCAAGUUCAUCAAGGGUGGCUCCGAUGAUGAGUCGGAUGAUGAUUCCAUGGACUGGGGAUCGUCAGAUGAGAGUGAAAGCUCUUCAUCGAGCGAUGACGAGAAGUACGGUGGGAAUCUGGCCAACAAGUUCUUGAAGAACAGAGCUGGCGGCGAGAAAGACGAACAGAAGGAGCAGCGUCGUCGUGAGAAGAAGCGGGAGCAGAAGGACAAGCGCCGAGAUGAUGACGAGGAAGGCUGGGAGGAAGUCAAGGGUGGCGUGCCGCUCAUCAUGGAGAAGCCCAAAAUGUUUGCCAAGGAUGCAGAGAUCAACCACCAGGUUGUGCUGAAGAAGCUGAAUGAAAUCAUGGCCGCGCGUGGCAAGAAGGGCACUGACCGGUCUGAGCAGAUUGAGCUGCUCAGCGAGCUGCUGGCCAUCUCGCAAGCCCACAACCUCGGUCCAGGCUUUCAGCUGAAGAUUGCCUUUGCUGUCGUGUCGGCCAUCUUUGACUACAACCCCAACAUUGCGACCUGUAUGAAACUUGAUAUGUGGCACAAGUGCCUGGAGUUCAUCCACAUGCUUCUUGACAUUUUGAUUGAGAACAGCAACAUAUCAGUUGGUGAGCACGUCGCGGAGGAGUCCGAGAGUCUGGUGGCACCUCCGUACCGAGUGAAGGGAUGUAUCCUUACCGUGGUUGAACGUAUGGACGAGGAAUUCACCAAAAUCCUUCAGGGUUGUGAUGCCCACUCGCCAGAGUACGUGGAACGCCUUAAAGAUGAGAAGAAUGUCUGCACCAUCAUAGAGCGACUGCAGGGUUACCUGGAGGGCCGUGGGUCUGCUUCGGAGCUCUGCCACGUUUACCUCCGCCGCAUUGAGCACCUCUAUUAUAAGUUUGACCCAACGGUCCUUGCUCAACGCAACAAAGCAAAAGGUGGUGAUGCCACGACUGAGAAGGAAGACACAGAGACCGAGAAAGAGGCGGUUACGACUGAGAAAGUGGAGACUCCAACCGAGAAAGUAGAGACUACGACUGAGAAAGAUGAGGCUGCGACCGAGAAGGCUCCUGAAACGACAACAGCGGAGGCACCGGAGUCGAACGAGGCUGGUGGCGACCAGCCGGCUGCAGUGCCAGAAGGCGAGCAGCAGCCGCCGCCCCCGAAGGCGCCCAAGAACAGCUUGGAGGAGAUGGAGCAGCUCUGCAAGUUCAUCUAUGCCAAGGAUAGCACAGACCGUAUCCGGACACAGGCCAUCCUGUGCCACAUCUACCACCAUGCGCUGCACGACAACUGGUACCAGGCACGCGACCUCAUGCUCAUGUCUCAUCUCCAGGAGAGCAUCCAGCAUGCAGACGUGCCCACCCAGAUUAUGUACAACAGAGCACUAGUUCAGCUUGGCCUUUGCGCAUUCCGUCAUGGAAACAUUCGUGAUGCUCACAAUGCCCUGCUGGACAUCCAGAGUGGUGGCCGUGCAAAAGAAAUGCUAGCCCAAGGUCUCCUGCCCCAGCGCAAGGAGGAGCGUACGAAUGAGCAGGAGAAGAUUGAGAAACGACGUCAGAUGCCCUUCCACAAGCACAUCAACCUAGAACUGCUUGAAUGCGUCUACUUGGUGUCUGCUAUGUUACUCGAAAUUCCCCAGAUGGCCGCUCACGAACUGGAUGGCAGGAAAAGAAUGAUCAGCAAGUCGUUCCACUACCAGCUUCGCAACACAGAACGACAGCCGCUUGUUGGUCCUCCCGAGAGCAUGCGAGAGCACGUGGUGGCAGCCUCAAAGGCGAUGCGGGUGGGCAACUGGCGUGCCUGCUUCAACUACAUCAUCAACAGCAAGAUGAACGCCAAGGUGUGGGACCUGUUCCACCAGGCGGACACUGUGCGUGCCAUGAUCGCUCAGAAGAUCAAGGAGGAGUCGCUGCGCACCUACUUGUUCACCUACAGCAGCGUCUACGACUCGCUCUCCAUCGAGACCCUGGCCGACAUGUUCGAGCUCAACAAGUCUGUUGUCCACUCCAUCAUCAGCAAGAUGAUCAUUGGGGAGGAGCUUAUGGCAUCCCUGGAUGAGCCCAACCUGAUGGUGGUUCUACACAAGACAGAGCCGACGCGAAUUCAGGCACUGGCCUUGCAGCUCUGUGACAAGGUCACCAACCUCGUCGACUACAACGAUCGCCUGCUCGAGAUCAAGCUGGGCUCCUUCUUUGGCCGUGGUGCAGGCCCUCAAGGAUUCCGGGACUCCGGAUACCAGAAGGAUGGCUAUGGCCAGCGCGAGCGAAACUGGGGCCGAAGACAGAACCAGAGGAACUAUUGAGGCGGUGGUUCUUGUGGAUAAUUAUUGUUUGCUAAAUAAACUAGGAGGUUCUGUCAAAGAA